Parathielavia appendiculata is the source of this 2453-nucleotide messenger RNA. RefSeq lists its product as uncharacterized. The record is from RefSeq and is a predicted model, not a curated record. Bases 446 to 2134 code for a protein of 562 amino acids. The transcript has 6 exons. NCBI's taxonomy places the organism in Eukaryota, Fungi, Ascomycota, Sordariomycetes, Sordariales, Chaetomiaceae.
CGGAAAGGAUGGAAAUUCUGCAGCAGUGAGUGAUCCCGGUUUGACGCUGAGAGCUCCUCCUCAGGCAGCCUUUAUACCAAGCAGACAUGCAUUACGUCACUGUGACCGGAACUCCCUGUCCAAAGCUUCCACCACCUGUUUGUUCGGAGGUUUGGGACGCUGAAACAUACUGCUGGUUCUUUCAGAAGUGACAGGAGUGGCUCUGUCAGCUCCAGACCGUUUGGCCAAACCGGGAAUCGGUGACGUCCUUGACCCGCCACGCUCAACGUGCAGUGCCUUCCGACCCUGAUUGCAGCUGCACUCAACUCACAAAAGCAGAACUUCCUCCCUCAACCAUUCUCUUCUGGCAGAUUUGAUGCCCCAGAGCUGCAACCCAAAACAAACACCGAAAAUUCGACACCCUCAUCACACCAAAUUUUGAUUGAGAAAACAAACCACCGCUGCCAUGAGGUUCGCGAAAACGUUCCUCACGCUGGCCCUCGCGGUCAACGGCGCUGUUGCCAGCUCUUGGUUCUCCAAGGCAGCAUACAACAAGUGGCAUGAGACUGAGCUUGAGCGCUGGCUGUCCGACAACGAUAUCCCCUACCCGACCCCGGCCGACCGCAAAGAGCUAGAGAAUCUCGUGCAAAAGAACUGGGAAUCAAGUGUCGUCGAGCCUUAUCGGAAUUGGGACAAGGAGAAGCUCACCAGCUACCUGAAGCAAAAGGGUGUUGAGAGCACGGGGGCCGCCGAGGAUACUCGGGAGUCUCUGCUUGCCCGCGUCAAGAAUAGCUGGUAUGAGACGGAGGACAAUGCGCAGAAUGCCUGGCUCAAUACCAAGGACUGGAUUCUGGACACUUGGACCGACAGCCAGCUCAAGGCUUUUUGUGAUCGCCACGGCAUUCCGGUUCCCCAGCCUCGCAAGCGUGACACUCUCCUCCAGAAGAUCCGUGAGAACUACGAGACCAUCGCCAAGAAGGCCGGAGACGCCGCGGCUUACCCUGGAAAUUGGCUGUAUGAGACUUGGUCUGAGUCUGACUUGAAGGAGUGGCUCGACUCUCACGGCUUCCCGGCGCCCCAACCGACCACUCGCGACAAGCUCAUCGCCUCCGUUCGCCGCAACUCUCGUCUUGCGUACCUGCGGAUGCAGGAGCAGCAGGAGAGCUCCAAGAAGAGCGCUCAGCAAGCCUAUGCUGCCCUGACCGACAAGCUCAUUGACUCAUGGAGCGAGUCCCAACUGAAGGAAUUUUGCGACAAGAACGGCAUCCCAGUUCCCCAAGGCACUAAGCUUAACCACCUGCGCUCCCUUGUCCGCAAGCACCGCGCCGAGAUCUUGGGCGACACUGUGUCUGGUACUGCCGCCUCAGCCUUUGGUGCUGCUACUUCCAGCGUCGGUUCCGCUGCCACAAAGGCCACCGAUACCGUGUCUCAGGCUGCGCGAGACGCUUUCGACAAGGCCAUCAACACCUGGUCUGACAGCCGUUUGAAGGCUUACCUUGAUGCUCGCGGAGUGCCUGUUCCCCAAGGCACUAAGACCAACGAUCUCCGUGCCCUGGUGCGCAAGCAUUCCCACCUGGCUGCCUCGGCCUGGACCGCCUGGACCUGGGAGGAUGUGAGCGUCGAGAACCUUCGCAACUACCUCGCAAGCAGCGGCAACGCCGCGGCUAAGAAGGUGUCGGAAAAGUCGGGUGCGACUCGCGAUGAGCUGGUGGCGGCCGCCCAGUCGGCCUACGCCUCGGCUUCUUCCGCCGGCGGCGGCUCGUGGGCCUCGGCCACGUCGUAUCUCGCCAAGGCUACCGACUCGGCCAAGGCCAACGUGUUUGAAACGUGGAGCGAGAGCGAGCUCAAGGCCUACCUCGACAGCUACGGCGUCCCCGUGCCGCAAGGGUCGACGCUCAACGAGCUGCGCGCCAUGGCCCGCCGCCAGCACAACUACUUCAAGUACGGCACCACCACGCCGACCGAGACCAUCUUCGCUAAGGUCAAGGAGAAUGUGCUGGGCGGAUGGGAGUGGGUCACGAGUCAGCUGCGCAUUGGGUCUGAUGCCGCCAAGAAGAAGACUCAGGAGGCGAGUGACAUCGCCGGUGAGAACAUCAAAGGAGCGGGUGAGAAGGUCAAGGGGGCCGGUGAGAAGGUUAAGCAUAAUGAGCUUUGAUCCUGCCCAUCCCUGCCUUGGCCUGUUCCCGUCGCCUGGUGACAUCAAACUGGUCAUCGGCUGCGGACACAUGGGUGGAGCGAUUGCGUCCGGGAGGAGGUAUGAUUGUGAUUGUAAGAUAAUAAGUCCCUUGAUGGAAUGAUGGUGUGGAGGUCCGAGGGUGAUGGAUGGGUUUGGCCUUUCGCUGGAGGAUGAGAUCGGGCUGAGGACAUCGGAAGGAUGAUGUACCCGACUGGCUGCGUUUCCGCGACCAGAGGGAGUAGUGCUGGACCGAGAUCGCUGGAGUUAGGCUAAUUAGUCGUUGAUUUAUCAAAAUCUC